AUGGCUAAGAACAAGGGAAACAAGGCGCCCAAGUCGCGGCCCGUUUCCACCUCUUCGCUCUCGCAACCGGUGCAUGGGAGCACAAAUGACAAUGUAACCGCGUUUUCGCGCGAUGCCAGCUACUUUGCGCAGCUCUCCCAGGCCGUGGAUCGUGUGCGAUUGCGUGUCUAUGCACCACAGACGGCAGGCGUCGUCGCUGACUAUUUGCUGCCCGAGUCGCUAGGAUGUCGCACAAUGGCGUGGGUCCUGCUGAGUGCUCCGCGCGACAAGUCGGACAGUGCCUCUUCGAAGAAACGCAAGGCUCAUGGCAAGGCAGAGACCAAGAGCGACGCCGCUAGUGCCGCGCCAUCAUGGCAUGUGGCGCUAGGUAUGUCGGACGGGACCGUCCUGCUGUAUUCGCCGACGACGGCUCGUGUCAUUGCUAUGUUGGUGGCUUCUACGCCCGACAGUACGUCCGCGGCUGUGGUGUCCCUUUCGUCGGACAUACAGCAUCUCUGGGGUGCUACGGCCAAUGGCUGGGUUCAUGGCUGGGACUUGUCCAAGAUGUCGCUCUCAUCCUCGCGGGAGCGCAUGCCGCCUACGACGCACUUUUUACCUGAUAGCAAGACGCCUACGACUAUGGUCACAUGUGGCCCUGCUGGGCGAUUGCUCACGGCGCAUCACGCUGCGACGGUCUAUGCGUUGGACACUGAUCGUCCUUCGCCUGUGACGCACUUUUCGGGCCAUGCAACACCGAUCACUCAUCUCGCAUGGGCUGGAGAGCAUGGCUUUGUGAGUGCAGCGGCGGAGGACCGCCACUUGUACUACUGGGCCCUGCCGUCUGACACCUCUUCGACCAGCGUGGGACAAGCUCGCGCGAUGCUCACGUUGGACGCGCCAGCGCGGCGUCUACUUACGUGGCAAGAGCCCAAGGCAGGCUGGCAUCUGCUGGUGGUCUCUGAGCUAGGCACAGCGCAAGUGUACAGACUGCCGCAAGAUGUGUCCAAGACGCAAAAAGGUCUAGCGCCCUUGCCAGUGGUUGCGCGUGUGCACAUGUCUACGCCCGUGUCCGACAUGGCCGAUGCAGAGCGCACUGAAGACGGAGAGCGUCUGCGCAUUGCGCGCAUUAUAAAGAGUGUCAAGGUCGUGUUAGACGACGCUUUACUGCAUGAAGAUGGCGUGCUACGCAGCACGAUUGAUGUGAAUACCAGCACAGCAGCUACGCCUAGCGCAGCUGCGUCGAAUGAGACACAGCGAUACAAGGAAGGGGCCUUGUCAGCCGGCUCUCGUGCUGAGCUUCCUCAGCAUGCAGCAGCUACGGCGGCGCUCCUUGGCACGGAAGGUGGGCGAUUGCCUGAGGAGCAGGAUGGUAUGGCGGAUCCUCAUGAUGACUUGCUGCAGCAGGGAGAUGUGGUGGACGAGCCGACCUUGGCACAGCGACUCAAGGCGCUCAAAGUUCAGCGUGGUGAGCGCCAGACGGCGGGGGACGCUGACGAGGCUGACGAUGGCGACGAUGACAUGGCCGUGGCGCCUGUGGGUGGUGCUUCGCUGGCCUCGUCGCUGACGCAAGCGCUGCAUUCCGGGGAUCACUCGCUCUUGACAUCAUGCUUGGUCCAUUCGGACCCUACGUUGAUCCGCACGACGGUGCGCCGCAUUUCGGGUCCAUUGGCCGUGCGUCUAUUGGAAGCCUGUGUAGACCGCUUGAACCGCGGUGGUGUGAAGAGCAAGGGUGCACUGGGUAGUGCGCGUGCUCGUGGUAUUGUGGAAUGGAUCCAUCAAACGCUGACCUACCAUACGGCCUACCUCAUGUCGUUGCCGAACCUGGUCACGCGUCUCUCGCAGCUGCAUCACAGUUUAGCUACCCGAUUGGCGUCGUACGAGCGUCUUUUGGCGCUCAAGGGACGUAUGGAGUUGGUCAUGAGUCAAAUUGAUAUGCAUAUGUCGUACACGGCCGACGAAGCGCAGAUGCAAGUGCAAGGCCAAAAGGUCGGGCCGCGCUCGACUGCCUCAGAGUUGGAACAGAAGCAGGCGGCCAUGUCGCAGCGCCAGCAGGGCGAGACGUGGGUCGAAGCUGACGAGGACGAUGUGGAAGACAUUGGCCUUAGCGCCGGCGACGAUAUGGCUGCGGACGAUGAUGUGGAGGCGUUGGAUGACGACGACGACGACGUGGGCGAGAUGGACGAAGAUGAUCUCGAGGACGACGACGACGACGACGAUGAUGUAGAGGACGAGGCGCCUUUGGACGACGAUGAUAGCGAUGUGUCCGUUGACGACUCCGAGUUGGACGACGACGAUGAUGACGACGACGAUGACGACUCGGACGACGACUCGGACGACGACAUGGACGAAUAG
Molecule: messenger RNA, 2331 nt
Organism: Malassezia pachydermatis
Lineage: Eukaryota; Fungi; Basidiomycota; Malasseziomycetes; Malasseziales; Malasseziaceae
Product: nuc189-domain-containing protein
Exons: 1
Coding region: 1-2331 (776 amino acids)
Biological process (GO): maturation of SSU-rRNA from tricistronic rRNA transcript (SSU-rRNA, 5.8S rRNA, LSU-rRNA)
Cellular component (GO): nucleolus
Molecular function (GO): protein binding
Source: RefSeq, a predicted model, not a curated record